CCGGAGGGGCGGGGGCGGCGAUAGCAGGCUCGAGGAAGGGGAGCGCGGAGCGAUCGCUUCCGCCGGCAGCGUGUCCCCGGGGACGGAUCGAGGGAAGCCUCUCUCUCCCUUCGCUGUGGUGUUUUUUACGAUUUUGGUGUUUUUUUUUUUUUUUUUUUUUUGCUCCGCUCUCCCUUUACUUGCGCGUGAGGUAAACGUGGUGCGCGCUGCCUGCGCUUCAGGUGGGGAAGGAGGGAGAAAGAAAGCGGGCAGGCUCUGCUUCCCCCCGCUCCUCAGCGUCUCUCCGGAGCCCUCCGCGCCCCGCUUCUCCCCGCGGCGAGGUACGCGGCCCCUGCCGAGAUGGGCUGCACGCUGAGCGCCGAGGACAAGGCGGCGGUGGAGAGGAGCAAGAUGAUCGACAGGAACCUGCGGGAGGACGGCGAGAAGGCGGCCAGGGAGGUGAAGCUGCUCCUGCUCGGAGCUGGUGAAUCAGGGAAAAGCACAAUUGUCAAACAAAUGAAAAUUAUCCAUGAAGCCGGUUAUUCAGAAGAAGAAUGUAAACAGUACAAAGCUGUUGUCUACAGUAACACCAUUCAGUCAAUUAUUGCUAUCAUUAGAGCAAUGGGAAGGUUGAAGAUAGACUUCGGUGAUCCAACCAGGGCUGAUGAUGCUCGUCAACUCUUUGUGUUAGCUGGAGCAGCAGAGGAAGGAUUUAUGACUGCAGAGCUUGCUGGUGUUAUCAAAAGGCUAUGGAAAGACAGUGGAGUACAAGCUUGUUUCAACAGAUCUAGAGAAUACCAGCUUAAUGACUCUGCUGCCUAUUACUUGAAUGAUUUGGACAGGAUAGCACAAACAAGCUACAUUCCAACUCAACAGGAUGUUCUCAGGACUAGAGUGAAAACUACAGGAAUAGUGGAAACUCACUUUACUUUCAAAGAUCUUCAUUUUAAGAUGUUUGAUGUUGGAGGCCAAAGAUCAGAACGGAAGAAGUGGAUUCAUUGUUUUGAGGGUGUUACAGCAAUUAUUUUCUGUGUGGCAUUAAGUGAUUAUGACUUGGUCUUGGCUGAAGAUGAGGAAAUGAAUCGGAUGCAUGAAAGCAUGAAAUUGUUUGACAGCAUCUGCAACAACAAAUGGUUUACAGACACUUCUAUAAUUCUUUUCCUGAACAAGAAAGAUCUUUUUGAAGAAAAAAUCAAGAGGAGUCCUCUCACUAUUUGCUACCCUGAAUAUGCAGGUUCAAACACUUAUGAAGAAGCAGCUGCUUACAUUCAGUGUCAGUUUGAAGAUCUUAACAAGAGAAAAGACACAAAAGAAAUCUACACUCACUUCACAUGUGCCACAGAUACGAAAAAUGUGCAGUUUGUUUUUGAUGCUGUAACUGAUGUCAUUAUUAAAAAUAACCUUAAAGACUGUGGCCUCUUCUGAGAACAGACAAGACAUUAUUAAAUGGUUUGAAGAAUGGCUUCACACAAUUCUAAUCUGAUUGAUUUCAAGAUGAAAGAUAUACAAAAUAUGUUGUGCUGAAUGAUAGAUCAGUACUGUACUUGCCUGUUUUAACAGCUUUAUUUAUGUUUGUCUUGUAAAUUUAAGUAAUUAGGUAACACUGAGAUGUCUUUUGACUGUAUGUAAACUUGUAGUAAUGUAUUUGUAUAAACGUUGAAUGGAAUACUUUGGUAACUUGUCCUCUAAAAUUUCUGUGGUUUAUGAAGAUACUCUUAGAGGAGACUUUCUGCCUUUUGGUUAUUUAAACAUCUUGUAAAAUUAAAUUUUCUUUUCAUCUAGAGGGUGCAUGCUACUUUAUUCUUUACUUUUUGUUGGUAAUACUGUAUAUGGCACUAGCUUUUUUGAUAUUUAAACAGCUUCAUACACCUGCUCAGAUUUAAAGAAACAUAACUAAUAAAACUUGGGGGGUUUUUUUGCCUUAAGUUUUGGGAAAAAAAAUUUUUAAAUUUAGGUUGAAUACAGAAAUUAUUUUUAAAACUUAAGUGAAAUCCACAGCUUAUGAAAUCUGGAUUUUCAGUCUUUGAAGUGCAAAUGUGACUAUAUUGAAAAACUGAAUUUGAAGGUUGAAAUAUCAUUGAAGCUCAUGGAAAUGCAAAAAGGAAGUUGUUAAAAACACGCUUGUAGAAAUAAAGAGAAAGUUUGAAACUAA
Messenger RNA from Centrocercus urophasianus (Greater sage-grouse), 2131 nucleotides. It is a transcript of the gene GNAI1, whose product is annotated as G protein subunit alpha i1. The record is from RefSeq and is a predicted model, not a curated record. The transcript has 9 exons. Gene Ontology annotation, biological process: adenylate cyclase-modulating G protein-coupled receptor signaling pathway. The coding region runs from base 340 to 1404 and encodes 354 amino acids. Gene Ontology annotation, cellular component: heterotrimeric G-protein complex. Lineage: Eukaryota; Metazoa; Chordata; Aves; Galliformes; Phasianidae. Gene Ontology annotation, molecular function: GTPase activity; GTP binding; G protein-coupled serotonin receptor binding.